AUGCAAACAUCAAGUGCACAUUUCCCCUUUGCCGCCGCCGCCACAGCGGCAGCCGCGACCCGAACGACUGCCACGCUGUCGGAGCAUUCUCGUCAAACCAGCAGUAGAAGCAGAAGCACGAAUACUGCCGUGCAUCUGUCGCCGUCGAUCGUGAACUCGUGGAUCGUGGAAUUGGACAGGUGGACGACCAACCUCAUGCUGGAUCAGGUGCUGACGGGGUCGCUGUGCUUUCUCGCACUGGCCAUUUACAUGUACAUCAAGUUCAUCAGACGGGAUCGAUCGAUUGCGUUCGAGCAAGUCCGGCCCCAUGCGAAGGAGGCGCAGAGUCCGCCGUCACAAGAGUCUGGGACGUCGCCGUCGGACCCAUUCGUCGUCCUGCAUCCACACAACAACAGUCCACCACCUCGGAAAAAGCCGACCAAAGGCCAUGUAUAUCAGCAUCCCAUGCGAAGGCGAACCCACAGUUCCAUGACGAACGUCGAUGUGACAGGCGGGGGGGGUGCACCACCAUUGCACUCCCCCACCGAGUUGGUGUCCAUGCUCACCGUGGAGCCACCCGGUCCGAUUCCUGAAGAUACCGAGUUCUUUGGUAGGUCGCCGACUAUUCUGCGCAAGACCAUCUCCAUCGAUGUCGACACGUCAGGGAGUUCCCAGAAGAAACGUCCACAAGCGUCCCAUCUGUCGUCGCCAGACAUCAACCUGUUUGCCGAGGUUCCGUCGGACAAGGAUACAUGGCGCCAUCUUGAAAGCCAACACCUUCCCGACGACCGUUCAUUUGACGUUGUCUUGAACAUGCCGUCUACUUCUUCACGCACCUCGACGCAUGAUCAUGUGGCGACCGACCACCAUCUUCUCGCCAUGCCGCCGCCGCCGCCGCUCCCGCCCAUCAUCCCGGCUCCACCUCGCGCCAAGUUGUUGCUCGACAAUCGACAACAACCGGCCCAAAUGCAAUUGGAAGUCGCUCGGAAGGCGCAUAUCCCGCUGUUUCUGCAUUUGCCGCUGCAUCCACGCAAAGACGACGCGUCGGCCAUGCCUAUUCCCGCGCUGCUGCCGCCACGUCAUGACGUUGAAGGCGCCCCCGCUGUCAUCAUGGCUCCUGGCGUGUCCCAUGCCAUCAAACGACCCAGCCGAUCUAACUCGUUCAACUUUCGCAUCGAUUUUCAUGAGCUUGCGAUGGGCGAGUUGAUUGGCCAAGGAGCGUUUGGUACGGUGCACAAGGCCAUAUGGCGGGGUACGCUGGUCGCGGUCAAGAUUUUGCAGGUGCAGCAUCUGUCGGCGGAAGUGCUCGACGAGUUUGAGACUGAAGUGCACAUUAUGAGUGUGUUGAGACAUCCCAACAUUUGCUUGUUGAUGGGGGCGUGCUUGGAUCCGCCCACGCGGUGUUUGGUGAUCGAGUACUUGCCAAAGGGGUCGCUUUGGUGUGUCUUGAGACAGCCAUCCGCCGUCCACAUCGACCUCAAUAAGCAAUUAAGCUUUGCACUCGACACGGCGCUGGGCAUGCAUUAUCUCCAUACAUUUGACCCGCCAAUCUUACACCGCGAUUUGAAAAGCCCGAAUUUACUUGUGGACGGCAGCUACCGCCUCAAAAUCUCCGACUUUGGCCUUGCUCGGGUCAAGGCGCAUCACCAAACUAUGACGGGCAACUGCGGAACCACGCAAUGGAUGGCCCCCGAGGUGUUGGCAGCGGAAAAGUACACGGAGAAGGCGGAUGUGUUUUCGUUUGGCGUGGUGUGCUGGGAGACGGUGACCCGCGCGUGUCCGUACGACGGCCUGAGUCAGAUCCAGGCGGCGCUCGGCGUGCUCAACCACCACCUCCGCCCCACGAUUCCGGCGGCGUGCCCGCCCUUCCUCAAGAAACUCAUGACCGUGUGUUGGGGCCCCGCGCCCGAAAAGCGGCCGACGUUUGCGCAGAUCAUUGACAUGUUGAAUGCGCAUAGUAGUACUAGUAGUAAUAGUCCCAUCCAGAUGGGGUAGUAGCAGUAGUAGUUACUAGGCAUAACAUAAAUAGACCCCCAACACAUAUCCAAAAACGAAACGUUUGUCCAAUAUGAAGGAAAAGUAAUUAACAAAAAUAAUAUCAUGAUGAUGGCGGCGUAAACUGG
Molecule: messenger RNA, 2102 nt
Organism: Aphanomyces astaci
Lineage: Eukaryota; Oomycota; Saprolegniomycetes; Saprolegniales; Verrucalvaceae
Product: TKL protein kinase
Exons: 4
Coding region: 1-1974 (657 amino acids)
Biological process (GO): protein phosphorylation
Molecular function (GO): ATP binding; protein kinase activity
Source: RefSeq, a predicted model, not a curated record